AUGGCGUAUGGAAGAUUCCAAUCGCCGACUUGUUCAAUUCUGGACGCCUUCUCGCUGAAUCCGGUGCCGUACCCGGUGCUGCUGAUUCUGGCGGUGGUGUCGCUCUUCCUCGGCUUCCAAUGGUACGUCUCCUACGAGGACGUGGUGGAGGCGACGGAGGAGAGCAUGGGGUGGGUGCUGAUGGCGGCGCCGCUGGUGCUGCUCCUGGCCGUGCGGUGGAUGUCGGACCGGGAGUACCCAGGGGGGCUGAUCUUCGGAUCCACGCCGUUUGAUCGGCGGAGGAGGGAGUAUUACCUGUCGGCGGCGGGGGAGGGGGCGUCGCCGUGGGGAGUGCUGGCGGUGAUCGUGCUGCUGCUGGUGUUGGUGCAGUUUCAGUCUACUUUUCUCGAGAGCUGGUUUGGAUAG
Messenger RNA from Salvia hispanica, 405 nucleotides. The record is from RefSeq and is a predicted model, not a curated record. NCBI's taxonomy places the organism in Eukaryota, Viridiplantae, Streptophyta, Magnoliopsida, Lamiales, Lamiaceae.